AUGACGACCUCAUCGUCGCAGGCCCUCGACUACCUCGAGGGUCUGUCCGGCGCCAUCCACAAACGCCUGUACCAGCAGCCCUCGGCCGUCUUGGCCGUCUUUCGCCGCAUGCUGCCUCACUUGGCGAAGACGAUAGUCAUGGCGAUGCUCUACAUGACCGGCCCUCUCCCCGCUACGGAACUAGAGACAUGGAUACGCGAUGAUUCGAAUGGAGAAAAGGACAAGGCCAUUUCCGUGCUCGAGAGCCUCCACAUUAUAACCCAAGCGCAAGAGACAAAGGGACAGCGCGCCUACCGUCUUGCCAGCGGCUUUCAGAACUCUCUCCGACAAGCCCUCACCGGCGGAGGCAACCACCGAUCUUUUGGCGUGCCAUGCGUAGAAACCGGCUCGAAGCGCGUGUCGAUAGAACGACUAGACGCCUUCGCGAGAGGGCAGUGGGAAACUAUAUUACACUACAUGGUCGGCAGUGCGGGUUCGGCGCUGGUAGGCGGAUCAGAAAUCAGUCCUGCGUCCAAGACUCUCUUGGAUCUGGGCCAUUUUAUUGAGCUGAGAGGAGGACGGGCAAGCAUCACACAAGCAGGCUUCUCAUUCUUGCUGCAGGAAGUAAACGCACAAGUGUGGAGUCUGCUGAUCGUGUACCUCGAGAAUGCUCACAAGCUCAAAAUGGACAAUGUCGACGUCUUAUCCUUCCUUUUCAUGCUAGGCAGUCUUGAACUCGGACAGGACUACAGUACCGACAGCCUGACGGCAACCCAACUGCAAAUGCUCGAUGACCUCAACGACUUUGGCAUUGUCUUUCGCACCUCGUCCAAAUCCACACGCUUCUACCCGACCCGUCUCGCCACGACACUAACCUCAGACGCUGCCGCCCUCAACAAUAACGACUCCUUCUCCAACGCCCUCAACUCCACAUCAACCUCGGGCAGCAAGGGCUACAUCAUCAUCGAGACGAACUACCGCCUCUACGCGUACACGAGUAGCGAGCUGCAGAUCGCCGUGCUGGCCCUCUUCACCGAGCUGGAGACGCGCUUCCCCAACCUGGUGUCGGGCAAGCUGACCAAGGAGUCGGUUCAGCGCGCCAUCGGCCUCGGCAUCACCUCCGACCAGAUCAUCUCCUACCUCGACACGUACGCCCACCCGCAGAUGCAACGCAAGACGCCCGUCCUGCCGCCCACCGUCGUCGACCAGAUCCGCCUGUGGCAGAUCGAGGGUGACCGCAUGCGUGCGACCGAGGGCUUCCUGUUCAAGGACUUCAAGGAUUGGGAAGAAUUCCGCGAUUUGAAGGAGUACGCUGGACACAUUGGCGUGCUCGUUUGGAGUAAUGAUGUGAGGCGCUUGAUGUUCUUGACUCGCGUUGAGCAGAUUUCGCAGUAUAUCAAGAAUAGGCAGAAGAGGGCGUGA
This is a messenger RNA of Lasiodiplodia theobromae, 1401 nucleotides long. RefSeq names its product Tfiih and nucleotide excision repair factor 3 complexes subunit protein. Gene Ontology annotation, biological process: nucleotide-excision repair. The record is from RefSeq and is a predicted model, not a curated record. Gene Ontology annotation, molecular function: ATPase activator activity; double-stranded DNA binding. Gene Ontology annotation, cellular component: transcription factor TFIIH holo complex; transcription factor TFIIH core complex. The transcript is spliced from 4 exons. Lineage: Eukaryota; Fungi; Ascomycota; Dothideomycetes; Botryosphaeriales; Botryosphaeriaceae. The coding region runs from base 1 to 1401 and encodes 466 amino acids.